Molecule: messenger RNA, 507 nt
Organism: Tetrahymena thermophila SB210
Lineage: Eukaryota; Ciliophora; Oligohymenophorea; Hymenostomatida; Tetrahymenidae
Product: transmembrane protein, putative
Exons: 1
Source: RefSeq, a predicted model, not a curated record
AUGAUGUUAGCUUUUUAGUAGUUUUAUACAAAAAAGACUGAUUUAGAUCCGAAAUUAUAGUUUUAAGUAAAAUUAUAAAGAGUAAGAGAUAGCUCAUUUUAAGUUAGAUAUUAAUUUGUAUGCUUAUUCAAUACAUUUUUUAUUUUGAAUGUCUAUGUAUCAAUUAUUAGUUCAAGUUCUAAAAGCUUCACAGUUUUUUAUUUGUUGGGCAUAAAAAUAAAAUAGUUAACAAUAAGCUGUGUUUUAGUGAUUGAUACAAGUUGUAUGCUUUCAUUUUCAUUACUGUUAAUUAAACUUAGUAAAUUUUAUAAUUUUUCUUUAUACUGCUAAUCUAAAUCCUUUUCUUUGUUUUAUAAAUUCAAUAAUUCUUAUCCUUAUUCUAGUUCAUAUAAUCUCAAAAGCUUUUUUACCCUCAAUUCAAAUAACUUUUAAUCUUAUUUCAUAAUUUCUUGCUAGUAUUCCUAUUCUUAACUAUAAUUUUAGCGCAAUUCUCUAUCUAGGUAUUGA